Messenger RNA from Penicillium waksmanii, 879 nucleotides. Its product is annotated as snoRNA-binding rRNA-processing protein IMP4. The coding region runs from base 1 to 879 and encodes 292 amino acids. Gene Ontology annotation, biological process: rRNA processing. The record is from RefSeq and is a predicted model, not a curated record. Gene Ontology annotation, molecular function: rRNA primary transcript binding; snoRNA binding. Gene Ontology annotation, cellular component: Mpp10 complex; small-subunit processome; nucleolus. NCBI's taxonomy places the organism in Eukaryota, Fungi, Ascomycota, Eurotiomycetes, Eurotiales, Aspergillaceae. The transcript has 2 exons.
AUGUUGCGCCGACAAACCCGCGAACGCCGUGAUUAUCUCUAUCGGAGAGCCUUGCUGCUCCGCGAUGCCUCUAUCGCCGAGAAGCGAGCCCAGCUCAAGGCCUCUCUCGCCUCUGGAAAACCUCUAGAUCCCACAAUCGCAAACGACAAGUCUCUUCGGGAAGACUUCAAAUACGACGAAUCUAAGGGCCAGGAUGACGAGGUGGAUAUUGACGACGAAUACGCCUUGACGUCCGGCGUCAUUGACCCCCGGCCUUUGGUCACCACAUCGCGCUCGCCUUCUGCUCGUCUCGGCGCUUUUGCCAAGGAGAUUCGACUUUUGCUUCCCACUGCCAUUCGCCUCAAUCGUGGUAACCUCGUUCUUCCUGACCUCGUCUCAAGUGCAACCUCCGCUUCCUUGACCGACAUGAUUCUUCUGCACGAGCACCGUGGUACACCUACCGCCAUGACUGUUUGCCAUCUCCCUCACGGCCCGACUGCCAGUUUCUCGCUUCACAACGUUGUUCUUCGCGCCGAUAUUCCUAACUCCGCCCGUGGUACUGUCUCGGAGAGCUACCCCCACCUGGUCUUCGAGGGCUUCACCACGAAGCUAGGUACCCGCGUCGUUCAGAUUCUGAAGCACCUUUUCCCUCCCCGUGAAACUGGAAAGGUUGGCAACCGUGUCGUCAGCUUCGUCAACAAGGAAGACAGCAUUGAGGUGCGACACCAUGUCUUUGUCAAGACUGGAUAUCGGGACGUUGAGCUUGCUGAGGUCGGACCGCGCAUGACGAUGCGACUCUUCGAGAUCCGGGGCGGUACCCUUGAGAAGGGCUCCAGUGGUGACAUUGAAUGGGCGCUCACUCAGUACACAAGGACUAGCAGAAAGAAGGAUUACCUUUGA